UGCACGCUCCGCUGUGUUUCUGAGAGAAGCUUUGGUGGUUCCGGGUUCCGUGGUGAGUCCGGCUGCUAGGAGCUGUGAGGAGAGCAGGGCGAGCUGGGGAUCCGCGCUAUGGAUGCAGUGACCUAUGAGGAUGUGCAUGUGAACUUCAGUCAUGAAGAGUGGGCUUUGCUGGAUCCUUCCCAGAAGAGUCUCUAUAGAGAUGUGAUGUUGGAAACCUACUGGAACCUCACUGUUAUUGGUUACAAAUUGGAAGAUCACAAUGUUGAAGAAUACUGUCAGAGGUAUAGAAGACAUAGAAGGUAUAACAUCUGUCAUUGUGGAUACAAGCCUUGUGAGCAUAGGGGAUAUGGAAAGAACCAAUAUAUCUUUGCUUGUAACAAUUUUCUUCAAAUAUAUGAUAGAAUCCAAACUGAAGAGAAACCAUAUGGAUGUAAUCAAUGCAGUAAAGCUUUUGCAAAUUUCCGUAGUCUUCGAAAACAUGAACAAAACCAUACUAGAGAAAAACCUUAUGAGUGUAGUCAAUGCAGUAAAGCCUUUCCGAGUCGCAGUUCUCUUCAAAUACAUGAAAGAACUCAUACAGGAGAGAAACCCUAUGACUGUAAUGAAUGUGGUAAAGCCUUUUCAACUCGAAGUCAUCUUCAAAUACACAAAAGAACUCAUACAGGAGAGAAACCAUAUGAUUGCAAUGAGUGUGGUAAAGCAUUUGCACGUAGCAGCAAUCUUCAAAUACACAAGAGAAGUCAUACAGGAGAGAAACCCUAUGAUUGCAAUGAAUGUGGUAAAGCCUUUGCAUGUCGCAGUCAUCUUCAAAUACACAAAAGAACUCAUACGGGAGAGAAACCUUAUGAUUGUGAUGAAUGUGGUAAAGCCUUUGCAACUCGCAGUCAUCUUCAAAUACAUGAAAGAACUCACACUGGAGAGAAACCUUAUAAAUGUAAUCAAUGCGGUAAAGCCUUUAUAGGUCGCAGUCAUCUUCAAAUACAUAAAAGAGUGCACACUGGAGAGAAACCUUAUGAGUGUAAUCAGUGUGGUAAAGCUUUUGCAUAUAAUAGUGAUCUUCACCGACAUGAAAUAAUUCAUACGGGAGAGAAACCCUAUGGAUGUAAUCAGUGUGGUAAAGCCUUUGCAAGUCGUAGUAGUCUUCGAAAUCAUGAGGAACAUCAUACUCUUGAAAAACCGUAUGAAUGCACUCUAUGUGGUAAAGCCUUUGCAUUUUGCAGUAAUCUUUAUAUCCAUGCGAGAUGUCAUACUGGAGAGAAACCUUAUGUAUGUACUCAGUGUGGUAAAGCCUUUGCACGUCGCAGUCACCUUCAUAUACAUGAAAGGAUUCAUGCUGGAGAGAAACCUUAUGAGUGUAAUCAAUGUGGAAAAGCUUUUCUACUUCGCAGUAGUCUUCAAAUACAUGAAAGAACUCAUACUGGAGAGAAACCUUAUGUAUGUAAUCAGUGCGGUAAAGCCUUUGCACGUCAGAGUCUUCUUCAAAUACAUGAAAGAAGUCACACUGGAGAGAAACCUUAUGCGUGUAAUCAGUGCAGUAAGGCCUUUGUAUGUCGUAGUAGUCUUCAAAUGCAUGAAAGAACUCAUACUGGAGAGAAACCUUAUGAAUGUAAUCAGUGUGGCAAAGCCUUCACACGUCGCAGUCUUCUCCAGAAACAUGAAAGAAGUCAUAGUGGAGAGAAACCUUAUGAGUGUAAUCAGUGUGGUAAAGCCUUUGCAAGUCGUAGUAGUCUUCGAAAUCAUGAAAAACAUCAUACUAUUGAGAAACCUAAUGAAUGUAAUCAGUGUGCUAAAGCGUUUACAUCUCUCCUGCCAUCUUCAAAUAUAUGAAAGAAACCACACUGGAAAGAAUUUCUGAGUGUAGUCAAUGUAGAAAAUCCUUUACAAGUCACAGUUAUCUUCAAAUACACAAAAGAAAUCACAGUGGAGAGAAAC
This is a messenger RNA of Rattus rattus (black rat), 1932 nucleotides long. RefSeq names its product zinc finger protein 431-like. Gene Ontology annotation, biological process: regulation of DNA-templated transcription. NCBI's taxonomy places the organism in Eukaryota, Metazoa, Chordata, Mammalia, Rodentia, Muridae. The transcript is spliced from 4 exons. The record is from RefSeq and is a predicted model, not a curated record. The coding region runs from base 109 to 1827 and encodes 572 amino acids.